AUGGUUGAGAUAUUUGAUCCUAGCAAGGGCAGAUUCAUUGUACAAGACUUGGUUGGCAAAGUGUCUCUCGGUGCCGUGGAUGUUGAGUGCAUCUUGGCCUUGGAGAACCACGGACUGUCGGCAGAAGGUAUUCUCGGUGAGGAAGGUGAGGAUGUUAAAGAUCGAGUGCCGCCUCAAUUCCUGAGCAAGACCACAGGUAACAUAGUCAUCGACGAUCUGAUUGUGGACAUCACAAAAAAUAAAUCUGCCGACGACGAUUUCCUUCGGAGAGUUGUCCUCGUGUUGCUUGGAACAGUUCUUGCUCCCAUGUCGAGCAAGACUUACCUGUACUGGGAGAAGGUUCAGCCUCUGGAAGGUGAAUGCGCAUUCAAUCCUCGCUUGUCCAUGGAACCUCUAAUGAGGAAUUGGACUGAAGCUGCAGCCUCAAGGAGAGACAAGUUUGAUUAUGACCAACGCUGUGGCCGUGGUAACAUCAAGAUUGAAGACAACAUAACCAAGGAGUAUAGGGCGCAGGAGCGCAAAUACCUGUACUGGGAGAAGGUUCAGCCUCUGGAAGGUGAAUGCGCAUUCAAUCCUAGCUUGUCCAUAGAACCUCUAAUGAGGAAUUGGACUGAAGCUGCAGCUUCAAGGAGAGACAAGUUUGAUUAUGACCACGGCCGUGGCCGUGGUAACAUCAAGAUUGAAGACAACAUAACCAAGGAGUAUAGGGCGCAGGAGCGCAAAGUACCUGAACCAGAAAAGCCAAAAAUGAAGCACGCCGUUGGUGCGGCAAAGAAGUCCAAGUUAACCUCAAACGCGGACGAGAUGAUGAACCUCAUCAUGAAGCGGUGUAUGGAUUACAUACGCAGCCAAAUGAAGGAAAUACCAGAACAAGUAGCCGAGAGAUUGUUAGAGAAGUUGAACCAAAAUGGUGUGAUGUACAAGCCAGCGGCUGCUGCGGCUUCCGGCAACAACGAUGCCGACCUAGAAGUGGAUUCCUUUGAGAAUGGUCCGCCAGCAAAAAAAGAAUUCGUGUACAAGGAUGACUCUGACGGUCUAGAGCCGGUGAUUGAUUUGACACAGCCUGACGAGCCUGUUGGAAACCAGAACAACGAUGAUGAGGAAAAAAUACCUGCCAAGUUAAAUGUUGACAAGACAACGAAGCCUACUGAUGAGUGCGGCGCAACACCGGAGAACCCUUGGAUUGUAGGUAAUUCUCCUCGAGCAGAAUCGUCCGACAUUGACAUUUCUGCAAGUUCUAUCGAUAGGAUGGUGGGUAAGAGCAAGGGGAAAAAGUCUGCAGCAACCGCAAAAGAAGACGAUGUUAUAUCCGGGAAGCGCCGACGGACUGUUCCCAAGAAAUUUGAAUCCCCCUUUAAACUUGACAAGCCCGGCAAGCGAAGCGCUCGUGCUCUGUUUAGUGACAAUGACAUGGAAGGCUCUGUUAAGGACGAUUUGACACCGGAACUCAUCGAUGCUGCUGUUGCGUUUGUGGAGGCAGCUGCUCGGUCUGAGAAGAAUAUGACAAAAAGAGUUUACUACAAUGAACGUGGCACCUCUGUGACUGUGGAGAGUAUACGACCGAUUAUCGAUGCUUAUCAGACACAUUUGGCUCUGCGCGUUGGUCAUGAUCGGCACCUCUGUCCAGCCUGGAGGUCCAAAUACCUUGUUGAUCGUGCUAAGGCACGAGACAACCCUAAACCGUCGAAAUACAACAUGGAUAGUGCGCUGAGCAGAGCUGGAGCAGUACGUAGGGUUCUGGACGAGUAUACCGUCCGUGAUAAGUCGUUUAUCCCGUUGAACGUCGGCAAUACACACUGGAUCACUGUGGUGAUGCACAACCGCAAGAAAGAAUUCCGAGUUUUUGAUUCGCUCUAUCCUCUCGAGUUCUCUCACGACACUGUGAAAGCACUGCGACUAGCAAUAGCAAUUGAUAUGGAAGAGGCAAACCGUAUUACACCUGGCAAAUAUCCAGACGUCACUAAGUGGCCUAUCAUACCUCAGAUCGACAUGCCACUACAAGAGGACGGGAACUCUUGUGGCCUUUUUGUGAUUGAAAUUAUGGAGCAUUGGGACGGGGAUCGAUGGACCGCCGAUUUUACCCAGGGCACGGUUAAUGCAAGGAGAAGGCGUCUCAUCGCCGAGUUGGUUCUCUCACCUACCAACACGCUCGAAUGUGUGAAGAACAAAAUCCGCGACAUCGCAAAGAAACGCAAGGCGUGA
This is a messenger RNA of Aegilops tauschii subsp. strangulata, 2202 nucleotides long. The record is from RefSeq and is a predicted model, not a curated record. NCBI's taxonomy places the organism in Eukaryota, Viridiplantae, Streptophyta, Magnoliopsida, Poales, Poaceae.